Penaeus chinensis is the source of this 1329-nucleotide messenger RNA. Its product is annotated as extensin-like. NCBI's taxonomy places the organism in Eukaryota, Metazoa, Arthropoda, Malacostraca, Decapoda, Penaeidae. The transcript is spliced from 2 exons. The coding region runs from base 1 to 1329 and encodes 442 amino acids. The record is from RefSeq and is a predicted model, not a curated record.
AUGAGCCCUGUGAUCUCCCAGCUGUGGCUUUGCUUCGACGUGUGUAAACAACAUGUUCCUAUGCUCGAUGCCACACAAGUCACUCGCCUCCACAAAACCCAUUCACCCACUCGUAAACACAAAACUCACUCGCCACCACAAAACCCACUCGCCACCACAAAACCCACUCGCCACCUCAAAACCCACUCGCCACCACAAAACCCACUCGCCACCACAAAACCCACUCGCCACCACAAAACCCACUGGCCACCACGAAAACCCUCUCGCCACCACAAAACCCACUCACCACGACAAAACCCACUCGCCAUACAAAACCCACUCGCCACCACAAAACCCUCUCGCCUCCACAAAACCCUCUCGCCACCACAAAACCCACUCACCACGACAAAACCCACUCGCCAUACAAAACCCACUCGCCACCACAAAACCCUCUCGCCUCCACAAAACCCUCUCGCCACCACAAAACCCACUCACCACGACAAAACCCACUCGCCAUACAAAACCCACUCGCCACCACAAAACCCUCUCGCCACCACAAAACCCUCUCGCCUCCACAAAACCCUCUCGCCACCACAAAACCCACUCACCACGACAAAACCCACUCGCCAUACAAAACCCACUCGCCACCACAAAACCCUCUCGCCUCCACAAAACCCUCUCGCCACCACAAAACCCACUCACCACGACAAAACCCACUCGCCAUACAAAACCCACUCGCCACCACAAAACCCUCUCGCCACCACAAAACCCUCUCGCCUCCACAAAACCCUCUCGCCACCACAAAACCCACUCACCACGACAAAACCCACACGCCAUACAAAACCCACUCGCCACCACAAAACCCUCUCGCCUCCACAAAACCCACUGGUGCCAGGAGUCCCCCCUCCCACUGCACCCUCAGCUCUACCCCCAGCUCCAGUAGUGCCGACGGUUGGGAUUAACAACCACGUGGAGAAAACAGGUGAUGAAGAUGAUGGUUGUAUCACAGUCGUUUCAAAGAAACUAAGGAAAACAUCAAGAGAGGAACGACAAACACCAAAGCCCUUAAUAGGAGCAGAUGGGCCCGAGACAGUAUACCUAUACAUCACGAGCUGUCAUCCAGACACUAAUGAAGAAGAUAUCGAAGAACACCUCUCGGAAAAUUUCGAAAACAUAUCUAGUGUAAAAGCUCACAAGACAAUUAUGAGCCACAAUUACUACUGUAGUUUCACGGUUACUGUGCGAGGCCGAGAAAUAAAGCCUGAACUGUUUUUAGACUCUGAUGCCUUCCCAAGGAAUGUCAAAGUGUUUUUAAACAGAAACAAGUACAACCGAGAUCAGAGGGUUUGA